AUGGAAGAGAAGGAGGAGCAGGCUAGCGACGCCUUGCUCGAUCUUCAUGAAAAACUGGCUCGGAUACAGUCAGAGGUUGCUGAGGCAGCGGGCCGUCUUGCUCGUAUCCGGGCGAUCCGAAAGAAAGUGAAGGAGAGGCAUGUGGAAACUUUUGCUCGUGGUAUGCAGGAGUUGGAAGAAGAGGAUGGUGUUCUUCCUGCGCUGGAUGCUCACGAGCGGUGGGUCGUGAGCGAUCUCCAGGCUGCUGGCGUUUCUAAUGAUGCCGACUGGCCUUCUUUCGGGAUUGGCGACGAGUUCGCGUCCCUGGGGCCGUUGGUGUCGUCUUCUGGUAAUCCUCGAGAAGCUGUCGAGAGUUCUGGAGGUUCGUGACGGGUUCCCAUGUGUUUUCCUCGUGUCCGUAGUUUUUCCAUUUGAUUAAGAAUUCUUUUGUUUCGUUCCUGA
Molecule: messenger RNA, 441 nt
Organism: Colletotrichum scovillei
Lineage: Eukaryota; Fungi; Ascomycota; Sordariomycetes; Glomerellales; Glomerellaceae
Exons: 1
Coding region: 1-369 (122 amino acids)
Source: RefSeq, a predicted model, not a curated record